CUCGACCGCGCACGCUCAGGCCGACGUCCCCCGCUGCGUCAUUUUGCGCGCCGCCUCGCUCCCCGAUGCACCUCUUUUCCCGAAAGCCUAAAAGAUAGAUGUUUCGAUUUCAGUCCCUGGAUGACGACUGCACGCUGGAGGAGGAAGACGGUGGAUUGGUCGCAGAGGAAGAUGAAAUCGAUCAGUUCAACGACGAUACUUUUGGAGCUGGGGCCAUUGAUGACGACUGGCAGGAAGAACACAAACGCCUUGCUGGGCUCGAUGAGCAGCCUGCAGUCGGAGCUGAGGGAGGAGGAGGAGGGGGGAUGGGAAGAGAGUCAGAUUUAGGAGGAGUGGAGAACUCAUCCUCUACCCAUCUCCCCUCAUCUUUGGGCCAUCACCCCCUUCCAUCUUCCCUUCCUUCACUCAACUUCUCCUCGUCUUCCUCUGGACUUCCUCCACCAGAUGUCGAGGAUAGAGGAGGGGAAGGUGACUUGGCUGAGUCCCUGGCCAGACUCAUCCUGGAGGCAGACCCGGCCAUCGCUGGGGUCGGAGCCACUGAGAGGCCCUCUCCAUCGCUAAUCGCCACAGGAGCCAGCCUGUCCGCUCUGCACGGCCUGGACCGACCCAGAGUCCUGCAACAGCACUCAUCCAUCCCACAUCCCCACCAGCCCCCCCAUCACCACCAGCACCAACUGCCUCCUGGCCCCUCCACUACAGGCCUUCCUCCUGGUCCUCCUCCAUCAUCAAUGCUCAGCUACCAACAGCAGCAGCACUUGCUACGCAGAGGCCCUGCUCCUCUCGGCCAGAUGAACUCUCACAGUAUCUGGGAGAACAGUAUGGGGUUCGGGCCGGUCAGUGUCACCCCAGGACUGGUUACACACAUGGAGGAUAGUCCACUAAUGUCUAUAAUCAAAGAGGUGGGCCUUCCGAAAUUGCCGCCUCAGGGUCGGAACGAUGAAGGUCGGGAUUUGUCAGAGAGGGUCCCACCCCCGCGCUCUUCUUCCCCUGUGAUUGGCUCUCCUCCAGUGAGGGCCGUUCCUAUUGGGACACCACCCAAGCAGCCAAUGAGCCACAGUCUAAAUCAUCAGACUCACCAUCCUGCAGCAGUUCAUGUGAGAGCCCCGGUCCAGCACAGAUACCCUCCUCCUUUCCCCGAGCGUCUGUCACCCAACACCCUCCUCAAUAUAGCUAACUCUCCGCUGUGUCGCGGUCCGUUCCCCCCUGGAGUUGGUCCAGUUCUGUCUCAGAUUCAACGGGCCCAGUUGCUCAACUCUCAGGUGGCUGGUUUCCCUCGCGGCGGACCAUUGCUACCAGGUGCUGGAGGUUUCCGGCCAUUCUUCGGGGGUCCGCCUCCCCCACAUGGUCACCGAAUGGGCCCGCUGCCCCCUCACGGCCCCCCUAACCACACACCGCCCAUCCGGCACAACACCACCCACCUCCACCCUCAGCACCGCCGCAUGCUCACCCAGCGCAUGCAGAGCAGAGGAGGGGAUCGUGGAAGGACUGGAGGGGACCGGCGCAGCAGGGACCCCUACAGUAAUCUGAUGACCCAGAAGGAGAAGGAGUGGGUAACCAAGAUCCAGAUGAUGCAGCUGCAAAGUACCGACCCCUACCUGGAUGACUACUACUAUCAGAAUUACUAUGAAAAGAUGGAGAAACGUCAGGAACGAGAGCGAGACAGCAGCAAGAAAGAGCACACCACCAAACUCAUCACUCCGCAGGUCGCCAAGGUUGAACACACCUACAGACCAGUUCAGUUUGCAGGCUCUCUGGGUAAACUGACCGUUUCUAGUGUCAACAACCCCCGCAAGAUGAUUGACGCUGUGGUGACUACUCGCACAGAUGACGAGGAGAAAAGAGAGAAACAGGUUUGGAACAAGAGGCGACAGAUCCUCUACACUGUGGAGAAGAUGUACAGUUUGCUGCUGGAAGUUCAAGACUUUGAGAAACGUUUUGUCCAGGCGCCAGAGGAGGACAGGGAGGCCCUGCUGGAGCAGCAUAAAACCAACACAGUGCAGCUGUGCAACUCUCUGCGCGACAAGGAGUGGGACGACCGCGUAAGUGACGAGCAGUGUGUGAUGAUCAUGUCAGUGAGGAAGGGCAAGAGGCUCAUAUCCAGGCUCCUCCCCAUCCUGCCCUCACCCCAGGCCACCGCCAUUGUCAUGGCGAUUGCACGCAACCUUCCCGCCCUGGCCAAGAAGGACAAGCAGGACCAGGUGCUAUGCUGGUUAGUGGAGCCGCUGUCUGCGGUCAUCCAAUCCCUGUCGAGCUCCGCCCUCACAGACCUGCUGCAGGAGCUUCAAGGCAGCGAGGGCCAACUGGCCACAGUACUGCACAACAAGUUUGGUGUGACGCUGCUGUAUCUGAUCCUGAGUGAAGGAGAGCGGAUGCAAAGCUCAGACCCCAACUGUCAACUCAUGGACGACAAUCGAUGGACUGAGUUGGUGUUUUCGGUGACACGGGAGCUGCUCAGUGUUCCCUCCUCGUCCCUCUCCCCCCCCCUCUUCACCCCUGCCAACCUGCUCUCCCUCUUCUCACGCUACGUCGAUCGGCAGAGGCUGGAGCUGUUACAGAACAAGUUACAGAUCUCUGCUUUGUCUAGGUAGAAGAUACUACAGACAUCAACACAACCCCCUCCCCUCUCAGUGCAGACCUUUCAUUUUUGUGCGUGUCUUAGAGGAGUGAAUGGUGUGAGUGAGUUUCUGACGUGAACCCAUGGUGGAUCAUUUUAAUCCAGCAGAAUCUCCAGUCUCUUGUUUUUCUGUGUUUAGUCGUGUGUGUGUGUGUGUGUGUGUGUGUGUGUGUGUGUGUGUGUGUGUGUGUGUGUGUGUGUGUGUGUGUGUGUGUGUGUGUGUGUGUGUGUGUGUGUGUGUGUGUGUGUGUGUGUGUGUGUGAGACAGCGACAGCGACACCGAGCGCAUGAGAAAUGUACAGUCUGAAUGACGAUUAAAAAUGAAAUCUGCAUUUUUAAAUAUCUUGUUUACGAUUAUGCCUGUGACGAACCUUCAAAUUAAAAGUAUUUCUAUUAUAUAAAAA
This is a messenger RNA of Scophthalmus maximus (turbot), 3018 nucleotides long. RefSeq names its product PAT1 homolog 1, processing body mRNA decay factor (gene patl1). The record is from RefSeq and is a predicted model, not a curated record. The transcript has 20 exons. Lineage: Eukaryota; Metazoa; Chordata; Actinopteri; Pleuronectiformes; Scophthalmidae. Gene Ontology annotation, biological process: P-body assembly; deadenylation-dependent decapping of nuclear-transcribed mRNA. Gene Ontology annotation, cellular component: P-body. Bases 99 to 2588 code for a protein of 829 amino acids. Gene Ontology annotation, molecular function: RNA binding.